ACUAUCACACAGAGAGCAACUGCAGCACUCCCUUCGUCAGCGCACCAUCAAGCCCCAAAUUCUCCUCCGCCACCGCCGCCGACGACCGCUACAACUACUACUACUCCUACACCAGCGCCCCCACUAGCCCCGCCCGCGCCCUCGCCAUCUACGACCACUUCAACUCCCUCCCCUCCUCCUCCUCCGCCGCCGCCGCCGCCGCCACCACCACCACCACCACCACCAACAACAACAAAAACAACUCCCUUUCCGAUGACGACUUCGCCUUCGACUUCAGCGGAAAACCUUGAGAAACAAGGUCACCAAUCAUCCCUCACCGCCGCCGAUGAACUCUUCGAUUCCGGCAUCAUUCGCCCUUUGAACCCAAUCCCUAAACACCAAAUCAAGGAAUCAACGCGAGAUCGAGGCAGAGAAAGACCUAAUUCCUUCUCCCCUUCCAUCUCUCACCCCCACUCACGAAGCCGGAAGGGAUCCAGAUCUCUUUCCCCAUUGAGAAGAGGAACCAUCGACGAUGCUCCCGAUUGUCUCCUCGCUGACAAAUCCCCCACCUCACCGGCUCCCUCUGCCGCCAAAGGCACCGGCGGGAGCCGGAAAUGGAGACUCAGAGACCUUCUUCUCUUCCGUAGCGCGUCGGAGGGACGAGCCACCGGGAACCAGAGCAAAGAUCCAUUGAGGAAGUACACUCUGUUGACUUCGUCGCCGACGAGAGGAUUGGGAGGUGAGGACCCGAAAAACUCAAGCUUCAGGUCAACGGCUAGCAAUGGCGCCCGGCCGCCGGCGAGAUCAGCCCAUGAGAAGCACUACACGGCGAACCGCGCGGCGGCGGAGGAGCUUAAGAAGAAGACGGCGUUGCCUUACCGGCAAGGACUGUUUGGAUGCCUGCGAUUCAAUCCGGCCGUUAAUAGUAUUGCACGUGGGUUUAGUAAUCAGUCUUUCAAUCACCGACGGUGAUGAUAUCCACGUUCAAUUCUUACCAUUUUUUUUCCCUUUUUUUUAAUUAAUAAGUUUAAUUAUGUAUUUCAUUUAAUGUUUUUUUUUAAUUAUUUUUUUGAGUUGGGUGAGAAUUUAAUUUGAGAAUGUGGAGAAUGGAAGGAGUUUUUUUUCUCCAAAGAUUUU
Molecule: messenger RNA, 1116 nt
Organism: Dioscorea cayenensis subsp. rotundata (Guinea yam)
Lineage: Eukaryota; Viridiplantae; Streptophyta; Magnoliopsida; Dioscoreales; Dioscoreaceae
Exons: 1
Coding region: 253-951 (232 amino acids)
Source: RefSeq, a predicted model, not a curated record